CACACAAACACAACAGCGUCACACGCACACACGUACGCGAUGGUCGCCCCCACCCCGCCUGCUACGCGUCCACAGACAGGGCGCCACGGCGAGCGGUUGCACGCCGCGUGCCUUGUAUAAAGUCGGGGGCCGCCUUCCGCUGUGUUCUCGCAUCUCUCGCCACUUCGCAAUUCGCCAGUCGCCACCGGCACCACCACACCCACCCUCGCGGCCGCGAACAAACGACCCACUGACCACUGGCGGGCUGCACGGCAGCCAUGUCUGCGCCGAAGCUGGACCGCAACCCGAGCAUCCGCGACCGCGUCGAGGACACCCUCCACGCGCACCGCAACGAGCUCGUCGCCCUCCUGUCCAAGUACGUGAACAAGGGGAAGGGCAUCCUGCAGCCGCACCACAUCCUCGACGCGCUCGACGAGGUCCAGGGCUCCGGGGGCCGCGCGCUAGCCGAGGGACCCUUCCUCGACGUCCUCCGCUCCGCGCAGGAGGCGAUCGUGCUGCCGCCGUUCGUGGCCAUCGCGGUGCGCCCGCGCCCGGGAGUUUGGGAGUACGUCCGCGUCAACGUUCACGAGCUCAGCGUCGAGCAGCUCACAGUCUCGGAGUACCUCCGCUUCAAGGAGGAGCUUGUCGACGGCCAGCACAAUGAUCCCUACGUUCUCGAGCUUGACUUCGAGCCGUUCAAUGUCUCAGUCCCACGCCCAAAUCGGUCAUCAUCUAUUGGAAACGGUGUGCAGUUCCUCAACCGACACUUGUCCUCAAUCAUGUUCCGCAACAGGGAUUGCUUGGAGCCCCUGCUGGAUUUCCUCCGUGGCCACCGGCACAAGGGGCAUGUUAUGAUGCUUAAUGAUAGAAUACAAAGCUUGGGGAGGCUUCAGUCUGUGCUGACCAAAGCUGAGGAGCACUUGUCAAAGCUCCCUGCUGACACACCAUACUCACAAUUUGCUUAUAAAUUUCAAGAGUGGGGCCUGGAGAAAGGUUGGGGUGAUACAGCAGGGCAUGUUUUGGAAAUGAUCCAUCUCCUUCUAGAUAUUAUUCAAGCGCCAGACCCAUCUACACUAGAGAAAUUCUUGGGGAGGAUCCCCAUGAUUUUUAACGUUGUUGUGGUAUCCCCUCAUGGAUACUUUGGUCAAGCUAAUGUAUUAGGCUUGCCAGACACAGGAGGACAGAUCGUCUAUAUACUGGACCAAGUCCGUGCACUAGAAAAUGAGAUGGUUCUCCGUUUAAAGAAACAAGGGCUUGAUGUUUCCCCAAAGAUUCUCAUUGUUACUCGGCUGAUACCAGAUGCAAAAGGAACAUCAUGCAAUCAGCGGCUUGAGAGAAUUAGUGGAACACAGCAUACUUACAUAUUACGAGUUCCCUUCAGAAAUGAAAAUGGGAUACUUAAGAAAUGGAUAUCAAGAUUUGAUGUGUGGCCAUAUCUGGAAACAUUUGCUGAGGAUGCUGCUGGUGAAAUUGCUGCUGAAUUACAAGGUACUCCAGACUUCAUAAUUGGAAACUACAGUGAUGGAAAUCUUGUGGCAUCGUUGCUAUCUUACAAGAUGGGAAUUACCCAGUGCAACAUUGCUCAUGCUCUGGAAAAGACUAAGUAUCCAGAUUCAGACAUAUUUUGGAAGAAUUUCGAUGAGAAGUACCAUUUCUCCUGUCAGUUCACGGCUGAUAUAAUUGCUAUGAACAAUGCUGAUUUUAUCAUCACCAGCACAUACCAAGAAAUCGCUGGAAGCAAAAAUACUGUUGGACAGUAUGAGAGUCAUACUGCCUUUACUCUGCCUGGUCUGUACCGAGUUGUCCAUGGGAUCGAUGUCUUCGAUCCAAAGUUCAAUAUAGUCUCUCCUGGAGCUGACAUGUCCAUAUACUUUCCACAUACCGAGAAGGCCAAGCGACUCACCUCUCUUCAUGGUUCAAUCGAAAAUUUGAUUUAUGACCCGGAGCAAAACGAUGAACACAUUGGGCAUCUGGAUGACCGGUCAAAGCCCAUCCUCUUCUCCAUGGCAAGACUCGACAGGGUGAAGAACAUAACGGGGCUGGUCGAAGCUUUUGCUAAGUGCGCUAAGCUGAGGGAGCUGGUAAACCUUGUCGUCGUUGCCGGGUACAAUGAUGUCAACAAGUCCAAGGACAGGGAAGAGAUCGCGGAGAUAGAGAAGAUGCAUGAACUCAUCAAGACCCACAACUUGUUCGGGCAGUUCCGCUGGAUCUCUGCCCAGACAAACAGGGCCCGUAACGGCGAGCUCUAUCGCUACAUCGCUGAUACCCAUGGUGCUUUCGUACAGCCGGCCUUCUAUGAAGCGUUCGGUCUCACCGUCGUUGAGGCCAUGACCUGUGGACUUCCUACUUUCGCGACGCUCCAUGGAGGGCCAGCUGAGAUCAUAGAGCAUGGCGUCUCGGGCUUCCACAUUGACCCGUACCACCCCGAGCAGGCUGCUAAUCUGAUGGCCGACUUCUUCGAGCGGUGCAAGCAAGACCCAGAUCACUGGGUGAAAAUAUCUGGAGCAGGGCUGCAGCGCAUAUACGAGAAGUCGGUGCUGGAAAUCCUGUUCUACUCAUGGUUGGUCUCUAGUGUGAUGCUCAUUUUCUUUCGUACGUGUUGCGUACCCAGGUACACAUGGAAGAUAUACUCAGAGAGGUUGAUGACACUGGCCGGGGUCUACGGUUUCUGGAAGUACGUGUCGAAGCUCGAGAGGCUGGAGACGAGGCGCUACCUUGAGAUGUUCUACAUACUGAAGUUCCGCGAGCUGGCGAAGACCGUGCCGCUUGCAAUUGACCAACCGCAGUAGCUUGCGCAACUGCGACUGCGUAGCACUUGGUACAAGACUGAAACCUGAAGGACCUUCAGUAAUUUAGGCGCGGCAGACGGUAGCCAAUAAAAUGUGCCGGAGCUGAACUGGUUUUUAUUAUGUACAUAAUGGCAGUAUAACAAAAUUACUGAAGGCAGGUGGGUUGCAGUUGUGUGUUCGUUACUGUUUACUGUAAUAUGUCAAGCUGUCGGCUGCAAUUUCUUUGCUGGCAAGCCGCAGGCACUGGUGAAGUGCUGAUAAAUACAUCAUAUUCUGUUGACCUGUGAAGAAACUUGUUCAAGGUAGAUUCCAUUGUACUA
This is a messenger RNA of Zea mays, 3088 nucleotides long. RefSeq names its product sucrose synthase 4. The transcript has 14 exons. NCBI's taxonomy places the organism in Eukaryota, Viridiplantae, Streptophyta, Magnoliopsida, Poales, Poaceae. The record is from RefSeq and is a predicted model, not a curated record. Gene Ontology annotation, molecular function: sucrose synthase activity. Bases 258 to 2768 code for a protein of 836 amino acids. Gene Ontology annotation, biological process: sucrose metabolic process.